GAGACGCCGAUGUUUGCAGCGCUCCGCUGGGAUUCGCUGCCGAUAACGUCCAACAGAAAGUUCCGCCGUGUCCUCCUUCGGAGGCAACUUUCUCAUGAAUCAUGGUCGUGAUUAGGAUGUUUGCUCCUCGCUUCUCUUAGUUAGUCCUUAACACUGAUUUACAUUAAGUGCUGCGGAUUGAGUGUUGCUCACCGAUUUAGACGCUAAAAUGGAAUAUGCCUGCAGCCGCAUUUUCUUGUGGGUAACAUAUUAAUUAUGUGUCUUUCAAAUGUUUUUUUUUGCGGAUUGCAUAUUUUUCCUACAAGUUCUUAGACUUAAGGAGACACAUUUUGCUUAUUAGGUUAAUAAAUAUAUUAUAUAAUUUGAAUAUUAUUAUUGUUAUUAUUAGUAACAUUAACAUUAUAGGAGGCUUUAUUUAGAAAUGUUUCCAAUAGUUAACAGACUCAGUGUUUUGUUGGGAAGAUGAGAUGCGAGUCGUGUUGUGUGUUUUACUGUUUGAUAUCAACUGCGUUAAGUGAUGAACUGGAGCUUAACAUUUAUGGUAAUUGUUCAAGAGCGAGUGUUUGUUUAGUGUAAUUCACUGGAUUUGUACAGCACCGUGUGUGUGUGUGUGUGUGUGUGUGUGUGUGUGUGUGUGUGUGUGUGUGUGUGUGUGCCUUCUGCAGUCAGGGUGUCCUUCACCAGCUCUCAGAAGUGUGUGUUUGAAGCUGAAGACGUUGCUGGCUCUUUGUCGCAGUGUUAUCAGGAUCAGUGCUGGGCUUGAACGCUCCAGAAAACACAUGCUGAUGUUGCACGCUGCGGUAAUGGCCUCUUAAUGCCAACAUAAAUAACCAAAUCGAAAACGUUUCUGCUUAUAUUCUUUUCGAAGGGCUGUUUAACUGUGUUUUACUACUUUUAUGCGACGCUUACAGGCUCAUACGUAGUGGGAUGGACUGUUGUCGAGCCUGCAGAUGUCACAUUGUGUAGCUCCAGCGAACGCAUCGCUGUUUUGUGAAUCACUGCUCGGAGAAAAGUCACAUUGCAACUUUACUAUGUGACUAAAGUUGGAUGUCUUGGUUUUGCUGCAGUGAACGUCCUUGGCGGAGUAAUGUGCUGCCACAGCGUUCCAUCAGGCCUGUCCACUGGUCCCACCAACUCAUCUGUGCCUUUUCUAACUUCACAAUCUCAGUAUUCCUUGUCUUCACUGGGGCAAACGUUGCUGUUUUCUGUGUUUUGGGAGGAAGUUGAGCUAAUAAGCACAAGAAUAAACCCCCAUUUUGUGGCUAUUAAUCUUCAGCUUGUGUGAAAAAUGAAUUGCCUCGUCCUCUAAUUUUCUGUUUUAAAAGGCUUUUGCAUCAUCUCACAUGAAAAAACACUUAAAAAACACCUCCAACACAUUUUUUUUCCUCUCACGUUUCCUUUUUUCCACUUUUUAAUUUAUGGCUCACUGGCCCCAUGUGACAUGGAGGACAUGAGCGAGUCUGUAAAGCUGCCUUUUGUCUGAACUGGAAUUCGGCUCAUUUGUCAUCGCAUCCCGUCUCAUGCUGUUGUUAAUUAACCCUUCUCGCUAACGGCCACAGUCGCGGCGCCGCCGUCUCUCCGGCCCGGCGUUAUCGCCCCGCGGCCUGCCGGCCGCUGUCCCAUCCCACGCCAUAUUCCUGGGGGUGUCAGCGGUGCUUCCUCUCUCCACUAGUCUUUCCUUUAAGCAUUGAAGUUUUAUCUUAAAUGAAAUUGUUGAAGCAGAUGUUAAAGAGCCAUACAUCACGCGGACACCUGGCGAAUCUGCAGCGGCGACGGGAGAGGCUCCGCAAUGGAGGGAGCGAGCGUUAUGGCCAAGGCUGCGUUCAUAAAUCCACAGGCGGAGCGAAUCAAGCUGUCAGCUCGUAUGUGCCAUUUAGUGAGAAUGUGCUGUCUCUGUAAAGUUUUGCAGGGCUGAUGAUGGGUGUUUUAUUUUAGCCUUAGGGAGGUGACCUUCCUGGCGUUUCUCUGUCGUCUGUCGGCGUUUUCACGCACCAGAAAUCCCACCUGUACCUGCCUGUGCUGCUGCUUCACCCCCCCCCCCCACAGCUGGGAUGCUCAUAUACAGUCCAUCCCUUUUGUCCACAAAACUUUUCCAAUUAAAAUGAGGUCAUUUUUCCUGAAGUGCCGCCCGUCCGUUACACGGCCCCGUCCGGGCUUCCUCUGUACCCUCCUGGCCCCUGGAUGAUGCUCCGCUCCACGUAUGGAUUUCCUGUCCUGUAAAUCCCCAGACUGUCUGCAUGUGAUGGGUUGUUGAGAUCUAACACUGCAGAUUGCUGCUUAUUGCGGCGGUAUAUCUUCAUCUCUAUGUUUGAGUACAGCAGGGCGCUCGUCCACAGAUCCGCAGUGUUUUGCUCACAAUGGAUUUGUAGAAUUAGCAACAAAGACACUUUAUUUGAUCGUCUUUUGCCUGAAUAAUGAAAUAUAUGCUGUGUUCAAGAGGGUUGUGUGUGAAUGUGUGUAUAAAUAUAAUGCUUUUCAAGGAAGAUGAUGUUUGUUCCUGAUGUUAACAAACACAUAACAUACAUAGAACAGUGUGUUUGUCCCUGUAGGUGAGGAUGUUGUUGUGGCUGAGUUUGCUGCUGCCCACCCUCUCGACCGCUCAGCGAUCAGAGCCCAUGUUCUCCGCAAUAACCAAGGCCGUUCUUCCUCCGGACUACGACAACAACCCCACCCAGCUCAACUACGGCGUGGCCGUCACCGAUGUGGACGGAGACGGAGACCUGGAGUUGUUCGUAGCUGGCUACAACGGGCCGAACCUGGUGCUAAAGUACGACAAGCAGAUGAGGAGGCUGGUCAACAUCGCCGUCGACAACCGCAGCUCCCCCUUCUACGCCCUGAGGGAUCGCCAGGGCAACGGCAUCGGCGUGACGGCGUGCGACAUCGACGGGGACGGACGCGAGGAGAUCUACGUCCUGAACACCAAUAACGCCUUCUCGGGUCGGACAACUUACUCUGACAAGCUCUUUAAGUUCCGCAACGGACGCUUCGAGGAUCUGCUGAGCGACGACAUUAACGAGCACAGGGACGUAGCCAACCGCAUGGCCGGGCGCUCGGUGGCCUGCGUGGACAGAAAGGGCACAGGCCGUUACGCCAUCUACAUAGCAAACUACGCCAGCGGCAACGUGGGUCCCCAUGCGCUGAUAGAAAUGGACGAGGCCGCCAGCGACCUCUCGCAGGGCGUCAUCGCCCUCUCCAACGUGGCCGAGCAGGCCGGAGUCAACAAGUUCACAGGAGGCCGAGGCGUGGUGGUCGGCCCCAUCGUCAGCCACACCCUGUCCGACGUGUUCUGCGACAACGAGUACGGCCCCAACUUCCUGUUCAGGAACAACGGCGACGGCACCUUCAGCGACGUGGCCCAGCAGGCCGGGCUGGAGGACCCGGUGCAGCACGGCAGAGGGGUGGCGCUGGCCGACUUCAACCGGGACGGCAAGACGGACAUCGUCUACGGGAACUGGAACGGGCCCCAUCGCCUGUACAUGCAGAUGAACAACCGCAAGCAGAAGUUCAAGGACAUAGCCUCCCAGAAGUUUUCCAUGCCGUCGCCGGUUCGCACCGUCAUCGUUGCAGACUUCGACAAUGACAACGAGUUGGAGGUUUUCUUCAAUAACAUCGCCUACAGGGGCCCGUCUGCCAACAGGCUCUUCAGGGUGAGCAGAAGAGAGCACGGCGAUCCCCAGAUCGAAGAAGUGAAUGUUGGGGAGGCCUCAGAGCCCGAAGGACGAGGAACAGGAGCUGUGGCCACAGACUUCGAUGGCGACGGGCGCCUGGAGCUGCUGGUGUCUCACGGCGAAAGCGCCGCCCAGCCGCUGUCCGUCUACAAGGUCAAACAGGGCGCCGCAAACUCGUGGCUGCGGGUCAUCCCUCGCACCAAGUUCGGCGCCUUCGCCAGAGGAGCCAAGGUGGUGGUUUACACCAAGAAGAGCGGCGCGCACACGAGGAUCAUCGACGGAGGCUCCGGGUACUUGUGCGAGAUGGAGCCUGUUGCCCACUUUGGUCUCGGUAAAGACGUCGCCACCAGCGUGGAGGUGUACUGGCCCGACGGCGUCUCCGCGGCGCGGCCGCUGGAACCGUCGGAGAUCAACUCGGUGCUGGAGAUCCAGUACCCCAAGGAGGAGGAGGACGUGACCCCGACGGUGGAAAUCGAGUGUGGUCACGGCUUCGCCCUCAAUGAGUUCGGCCGCUGCACCGAUAAAGAUGAGUGCACCCACUUCCCCUCCGUGUGCCCCUCCGACCGCCCCGUCUGCACCAACACCUUCGGCAGCUACAAGUGCCGCGCCAAGAGGAGAUGCGGCCAGGGCUUCGAGCCCAACGACGACGGCUCGGCCUGCGUGGCCCAGGUGGCCUACUUCGGGGGGACGCGGUCCGCGGGCCAGCGCCGGUGGCCGGGCCUCCCCUCCUGGCUGCUGCCGGCCUCUGCGCUACCGCUGCUCUGCAGCCACCUCCAGACCGGACCCCUGUAGCCGGCAACCGGACCGCUGAAUGGGGAUGUACAGAGACUCUCUGAGCAAGCCUUUCCCUGACGCAUCCUCUCCUCCACCUCCAUUCCGGACCUCUGCACUCCUUUUUCAUCGCUAACUCAACCCCCCCCCCCCCCCCCCCCCCCCCCCCCCCCCACCGCUGCUAUGUGUCACCUCUUGGCUCCCAGCCCCCUUUGGACAAAAGAGAAACACACAGGGAGCAUGCUCGCUGGGAGCUACAGGGUUCAGAACUAACUGUGUCACACCCGCAGAGCCCUCACAUCAUCACCUGGCACUUCUCUUCGAGGGACCUGAACUGAGGCCAAGUCAAUAAGUGGAGCCGCACCCUCUGAACCUCUGCACACACAGGACAGAACCACAGGCCCAAGACACACUGAGGUCCCAUCUGGAUCUCCACAAUAGGUUCAUCCUCACAUUGUCCCCUUCCUAUUACUGAGAUGCUGAGGAUAAGCAGCUCUCCCAGCUUUAGGUGUAUUCUACGGUACAGUACAUCCUAUGGGGCGCUCAGCCACAGGAACAUAUGCCAGACCAUCUGUCCCCGACGGCAGGUUACACUGACAGGAGGUGGAAGAGGCAUUUCAGCCCAUUCAUUUCAAUAACAAGUUGUUUAUUGGUUGGAGAGUAUUUGAUUUAGCUUUAUUUGUUUGUGGAUUUACAGAACCACAUCACAAUAAUUACAGUGCCCGUGGGGGAACACUGUUCUCAAUCAAGUACAAAGGAACGAGUGCUAUAAGGCCAACGUAGGGAUUAUCACUUGUUGAUGGGAACAUAAGUGGAUGUGUUGCAGUAAGAGAAAUGUAAAAUAUGCUUUGUGAAGUAUUAAACAAGCCAUACUUGACUAUUUAUUAUAAAUUGGUUUGAAAUAGCUUUCAUACUGUUGGGAAGCACAUUUCAUUCAUUUUCUAACAUAGUCUUUAGGGAAGUGAAUAAAUAUUAUGGCUGAAAAGAUGAUACACAAAAAACUGUGUUGACAGUUUGGCUUCUACCGACAAAGGAGCGCGAGUUCAUGUUACCCAGUGUUAGUGCAGAGAGAGUGUGUGUGUGUGUGUGUGUGUGUGUGUGUGUGUGUGUGUGUGUGUGUGUGUGUGUGUGUGUGUGUGUGUGUGUGUGUGUGUGUGUGUGUGACGUCAGACGCCACACUGGGCUCUCAGACAUCCGUCCACCUGUAAAUAUCAAAACAUUUAAUCUGAGAUUUACAGCCCGAGCUUAUUUCUCACAGAGACACGUUCAACAAAAGGGAUCAGAGCAUGAAAAACUAAUAAACAAACGAUGAUGGAUGUGUUAAAGCAAUUAAAGUAACUCACCACGGAUCUCUGCUGGAUCCACGCUGGUGACGUCGCCGCGAGCCAAACAAUCAGCGAAGGCUGAGCGCAGUGUAAGUGUGCGUUCAGCAGCAUCGAGUCCAUUGAAGUCAAAUAUUUUAGUGUCACAGAGGUUCAACUGAGGGUGCUGUAAAAUGUUAUUGUGGGACACCAUGGAAAUGUUUUUGUAGUUUGAAUCACACUCUGGGGUCAAACUGUAUCACCGAGGACUGAUAUGUAAGCUCACAGUCUGCAUGAACAAUAAGAGCCACACGGUUUUUAUUAAAUCUGCACGCUAUAAAAGACAUAGUCAUGUUUUUAAGCCUAUUGCACAAAUUACUCCACUAAAUCUCAACAAUCCUAAAACCCGGUAAUAAUUUGCUAUCCAGUUCACGGAUGGAUGGAUCUUUUUUUUUUUUUUUACAAGUGAGUUGGAUUUGUUCCUUAAUAGAAACAUCACUUGGUUAUAUUGUCCUUACUGUAUCUACUCUGUCCAUUCAAAUGUGCAGGUUCAAUCAGAAUUAUUUAAACAAAAUUCAGACAUGAAGUUUUCUGUGACCGUUGAAACAGAACAUGAGGCAAUGCUGACAAAAAUAAAUGAAGCAAUACUUUUA
Molecule: messenger RNA, 6393 nt
Organism: Betta splendens (Siamese fighting fish)
Lineage: Eukaryota; Metazoa; Chordata; Actinopteri; Anabantiformes; Osphronemidae
Gene: crtac1b
Product: cartilage acidic protein 1b
Exons: 14
Coding region: 2556-4460 (634 amino acids)
Biological process (GO): axonal fasciculation
Molecular function (GO): calcium ion binding
Source: RefSeq, a predicted model, not a curated record